Messenger RNA from Prosopis cineraria, 3219 nucleotides. Its product is annotated as receptor-like protein EIX1. Bases 1 to 3219 code for a protein of 1072 amino acids. The transcript is spliced from 6 exons. NCBI's taxonomy places the organism in Eukaryota, Viridiplantae, Streptophyta, Magnoliopsida, Fabales, Fabaceae. Gene Ontology annotation, molecular function: protein binding. The record is from RefSeq and is a predicted model, not a curated record.
AUGCCUUUAGCAAGCACAAGACAGUCUCUGAGUGGUUGCAUUGAGAUGAUUUUAAUUUUCUUUCUACUUUCUUUUGCAGGUUCACAACUCUGCUCAUGUGGGAAUCUCAUUGAUGAUAACUGCAUAGAAGAAGAGAGACAUGCUCUUUUAAAGUUCAGAGAUAGCUUUGAUAAUUACUCAAGGCAUGUCCUCGCAUGGGAAGGCAAACAAUGCUGCAGAUGGAAAGGGAUCAAAUGUGAUGGCAUCACUGGUCAUGUGACUAAGAUUGAUCUUAGCCCAAAAACAAUUCUGAUAGCGGAGAAAUUAAUCAACAAAGAUUACUACGGUGGGUGGUUUUAUAAUCGUACAUUGUCAAGUAGAGCAAUGAGUCCUUCAUUGCUAGAGUUGAAACAUUUGACCCACUUGGAUUUAAGCCUCAUUGAUUUUCAAUUGAGUCCUAUCCCAUCAUUCGUUGGCUCUCUGAAACAACUAAGAUACCUUAAUCUUUCCCAUUGUUGCUUUAAUGGGACAGUACCCCGCCAUCUUGAGAACCUCACCAACUUGCAAAUUCUUGAUCUUAAUGGAGUUUACUUGCAAAUUCUUGAUCUCAAUAGAGUUUACAUGAAUGUCUUGAUUAAAUUGAGGGAUCAGCAUUUAUUCGUGGAUGACUUCACUUGGGUCUCUCAACUUUCUUCUUUGCGAUAUAUUAACAUGGGGGGAGUUCACAUUGAGAAUGGGAUCAAUGAUAUAAUGAAGGUAAUUUACAAUCUCCCAUUCUUGUUACAAGCAGACUUUAUGUAUUGUCGAUUUUUCUCCUAUAGUACUUCUUAUGGUUUUGUGAACUCCUCCACCCUAACUUCCAAGGUUCAAGUCUUGAACCUUAGGGAAAAUAAUCUUGAUGUCAUACCUGAGGCUUUCCAAAACAUGACAUUCCUUAGAUCCAUUGACCUUUCGAAUAACUUUAUUGACUUCGUUCCAUUAUGGUUAGGAAAGUUAAGGUUUCUAGCACAUCUAAAUCUAUCAAGGAAUAGAAUUUCUGGCUUGCUCCCAACUGCUAUUCAAAACAUGUCAUCCCUUACAUCCCUUGACAUUUCUGACAACAAUAUUCUUGGCUCAAUUCCAUUAUGGUUGGGAGAGUUCACAUUUCUAGCCCAUAUAAAUCUAGCUAGGAAUAAACUUACUAGUUUCUUUCCUGCUAUUCAGAACAUUACUUCCCUCAGAGUCCUUGACCUUUCCAGCAAUAAUCUGAUUUCUGCAAUUCCAUUAUGCAUCAUCAAGAGAAUUCAACAUGUCAAUUUGUCUAACAAUAGAUUCUCUAUUCUCCAGAGUUCUUGCCCUUGGAAUUCCACAAUCAAUUGUAAUCUAAAAUCAUUGGACUUAUUGCAAGAUAAUAGAUUUCAAGGAGAAACAUUUGGACGCUCUAAAAAUAUAUCAGUAUGCAUUAACAAAGAUUUACUAGUACUGGAUUUAAGUCACAAUGAGUUGAAAUAUCUUACACAAAGCUUAGGCCAACUAAAGAACCUUGUGCACUUGAAUUUGGCUUCAAAUAUGUUCUAUGGCCCCAUUCCAUUAUUCCUUAGAAAUUUUACUAAAUUAGAAGCACUAAUUCUUGAAGAUAAUCACUUCAACGGAACAAUUCCAACAUUUUUUGGGAGAUUCUCUUUCUUAAGGGUGUUAGAUCUUUCUGGAAAUCACCUAGAAGGUCACAUCCCUAAAAGUCUUGCAAAGCUUCAAAACUUGAAAAGUUUGGAUCUUUCAGCUAACUCCUUAGAAGGUGCUCUUGGGAAAACUCUCCUUGGUAAUCUACCCAAUCUCCAAGAUUUAAAGGUGGGAAUGAAUAAGUUAUCUAUAGAUCUUGCACCCAAUUGGUUACCUCUUUUCCAAUUGAUAAAUCUUAAUUUGUCAUCUUGCAAAAUUGACACACCCAUUUCCUCAAUGGCUUCAAAGCCAAAAGAAGUUAGUCAGCUUAGACUUAUCAAACACUGGCCUUUGGGGAACCCUCCUCCCAACAUGGUUUCAACAAAAGAACCUCAUUAUAUAUCAUCAAAUAAGUUAUCAGGCACCAUUCCUAAAUCCUUUUGUGGUUCUUAUGGUACUGUUAAUUAUAUUCAAUCUUUGAACUUGAGCAACAAUAGUUUGCAUGGAGAGCUUCCAUCAACCUUGCGAUCUUGCUACAGGUUGGAGAUUUUGGAUCUUGGCAACAAUAAUCUACAUGGCAUUAUACCUUUCAAUAUAUGGGAAGGGAAUGAUGAUCAAUCAUGCAUUAAUAGUAGAUCAAGGGCUAGUGAAGAUUCUAAACUUGGAGCUGCUCCUAUUGAAUUCCAUUUUCCUGUUGCAGCUGCAAAUACUAUAGUCAUCAGUAAUAGAACAAUUGGAACUCAUCCUCCACCAAUUACUCCUACCUUUGAUCAAUGGGAGAAAGAAGAUGUCAAGCAAUUCAUGAAAGGAAGAGAACUUGAUUUCACAAAAAAUCUCAAGUUUGUAAUUAACAUGGACUUGUCAAGCAACAACCCUGUUGGCUUUAUACCAGAAGUUCUAACUUCUCUCACUGGAUUGGUUAGCUUGAAUUUAUCACACAACUCUUUAUCAGGAGAAAUCCCAAGCAAAAUAGGGAAAAUGAAGUUUCUAGAAUCAUUGGACCUCUCAUGGAACCAUCUUGAAGGCCCACUUCCAAGUAGCAUGUCUUCUUUGACAUCAUUGAGCCACUUGAAUUUGUCAUACAAUAACUUUUCAGGGCCCAUUCCAGAGGCAACCAAUUCCUCACUCUUGAAGACUCAUCCAUUUAUGUUGGAAAUCAAUAUCUCUGCGGAGAACCAGGUUUUGGGGAGUUAUUGGACUCCUAGUGUUCAACAAGAGUCUAAGCAAUACAUGACCACCAUAUUCAUGUGGAACCACAUGGUCAAGGUUUUACUAACAGUCACAGUUGUGGUCACGAUCGUGGUCUUGGUCAUGGACAUAAGUAAGGUCAAAGUAGAGACUUACAUCACAAGACUCCCCAUCCGAAGCGACAAAUUGCAAAAUGCAACAAUAAAAGAGGUGGAGUCUGUCAACUUUGAUCGAAGGAAACUUGAUCUCAAAGAUCUAUUUGAGGCUACAAUAGUAGGGCCCUUGGGAUCUGAUGAUAAUGCAGAUAAUGUGUAUUCAUGUUCUGGUGGCUCUUUGGAUUUUAGGGUCGAUGAUUCUAUUCAUUUUGGCCUCAAUUAUUUCCCCUUCGAUGAUCCUAAUGAUAAUGAGCUUUAG